Wasmannia auropunctata (little fire ant) is the source of this 679-nucleotide messenger RNA. RefSeq lists its product as uncharacterized. NCBI's taxonomy places the organism in Eukaryota, Metazoa, Arthropoda, Insecta, Hymenoptera, Formicidae. The transcript has 3 exons. The coding region runs from base 53 to 658 and encodes 201 amino acids. Gene Ontology annotation, molecular function: DNA binding. The record is from RefSeq and is a predicted model, not a curated record.
AACUAUAAAUACAAGAACACACGGAGAUAGAGAUGACUUGAAUGACACAAACAUGGAUACAAUAAAUGCAAACUGUCAAGAAGAUUUAGAAAGUUUAUCUAGCAAUUCAUUUGAAAACAUGGAAGGAAAAAAUGUCCAUAACAACAGAAAAUCAGAAGCAACAUUUGAGCAAAAAACGGAGGACAAUAAGCAGAUUCCAAUUCGUCUCUGGCUUUGUAGCCAUUACACAAAAUUAACAGGAGAAGAAGCAGCAAAAUGCAAUUAUUGCAUUUCAAAAUUUUCUAUUAAUAUCAAAGAUUAUGGAAAAUUUCAUCGCCACUUGGUAGAGAAGCAUCCAAAUAAAUUAACAAAAAAUGAAAAGAAAGAGAAAAAAUUUGGUUGGUUUUGGGAUUAUUUUAUACCAAAUAAUAAUAUGACAGCAAUAUGCAAGUUUUGUCACAUUAUCUGCAAGUAUCAUAAAGAUUCAAAUGCAAACUUGAUAACACACUUAAAAAAAUGUCAUAGAAUAACUAUAAGUGCAAGAACACACGGAGAUAGAGAUGACUUGAAUGACACAAACAUGGAUACAAAAAUAAAUGCAAACCAUCUAGAAGAUUCAGAAAGAUUAUCUAGCAAUUCAUUUGAAAACACGGAAAUAACAAAUGUCCAUAACAGGUAAUUAUUAGCUGUGCAUUUAUUA